ACACAAACCAAAACGGGUUCACAAAGGGAAAAAAAGACAAAUCUUGCACUCAUUGAGUAAAAUGAAAACUAAGCUUUUUGUCAGUUUGGUCAUUCAGGCUUUAAAGAAAUCUAAAGGGGCUGACCAAUGAUGUCAACUGACCAGCAGAGUUUUAUUUAGGGCUGUAGCUCCUCAUAUGCCCACCAGCAGCUGUUGUGAGAUGUGUGUGAGCACAUGUGUGUGCGCGUCUGGACUUUCCUAUUCUUCUGAUCGUUCAACUUGUAACUGGAAACCACACUCACAAUGACUCUCCAGUGGACGGCUGUGGCUUUAUUCCUCUAUGCAGAGAUAGCAAUCAACCUUAUCUUAUGUAUACCCUUCAUAUCAGCAAAGAGAUGGCGUUUGGUUUUCAGUUGGAGAAUAUGGAGCUGGUUAUCUCCAUAUUGGAACAAAUGCUUCUUUACCAUGAUCAUGGUUCUCAUUGUACUUUUCCUUGAUGCUGUUCGUGAGGUGCACAAGUACUCAGGUCCUGAGCCCAUGCACGAUGCCCAGGUGAACCCAAAUGUGUACGACCAUGUCCACAUGAAGCUGUUCAGAGCCCAGAGGAACCUUUAUAUAUCCGGCUUCUCUCUCUUCCUCUGGCUUAUCAUGCGUCGGGUUGUCACCUUGCUAAACCAGGUUGCUGUCACCUUAGAGAACAGUGCAGAACUUCAGGCACAGACAGACAGUGCUGUCAAAGCAGCCAAGCAGCACCAGGACGACAACAUGAUGCUCAAACAAGCUCUUCUGGAUGAGGAAAAAUCCAUGUCAACAAAAAACCAGCAACUGAAACUGGAGGUGGAGAAGCUGGCAAGUCAAGUGAGAGCUGCUGAGGAGACUGUGCGCAAGUCUCAUGCUGAAGUGGAGGCCAUGAGGAGACAGGCCAAAGGUCUGGCACAAGAGUAUGACCGACUCUUGACAGAACACCAUCAACUCCAGAAUCCCCAGAGUGCUACAGACAAAAAGGAUCAGUAGACACAGGAAUACAGUGACAAUGUCGUUGGUGUUGUUUGUUCCACUUUUUUCUUCUCAUUACACUAGAAUUGUGUACAAUAUGCAGUAGGCCACCAGAGGCCAUGUUUGUAUUAUCACCAUUUGUAUUAUUACCAUUUUGAAGCUUUUUUUAAUUAACGAAAAGGAUUAAACAAACAGUAGCAUGUCAAGCUUUUAAAAUGCAGAAAAAUAUAUUUACAUACGGAAUAAAAUACGUCUUUUUGCAUGUUAGUCUCAGUAGCUAGUGGUAUUAAAAGUGUAAAAAAGGAAUUUUGUCUCAAGGGGUUAAAGGUUAUUGCUAGUGAGACCGGUUAUCUCAAAGAUUUGCACAGAACAAAGCACCACUGAAAGCACAUAAUCACUAAUGCAUACAUGCUGUAUAUUCAUUUAUUGCAUUUUUAUGAUAGUUAUGAAUUCUAAUAAUAAUCUAAUUUACUGAUUUGACAACGACCAGUGAAUUUCUGUCACACACGCAUGUCACAUUUGUCAAACCUUAAUAUGUAUAACUUUACAAACUGAUUUUGAUUUGGCCCCCCUGUACUUGACCUUUUGUAAUUUGCUGACAGUUGGUAUAUGACAAGCAUAAACAUGUACAAUAAACAAUACAAAACCCCAGA
This is a messenger RNA of Morone saxatilis (striped sea-bass), 1628 nucleotides long. Its product is annotated as B-cell receptor-associated protein 29-like. The record is from RefSeq and is a predicted model, not a curated record. The transcript has 8 exons. Gene Ontology annotation, cellular component: endoplasmic reticulum; endoplasmic reticulum membrane. Gene Ontology annotation, biological process: intracellular protein transport; endoplasmic reticulum to Golgi vesicle-mediated transport. The coding region runs from base 283 to 993 and encodes 236 amino acids. Lineage: Eukaryota; Metazoa; Chordata; Actinopteri; Moronidae.